AAAAACAAAAAACAGAAAAACAGAAGGAGAUGAUGAAUAGCAAGUUCUGUUUGGCUUUGCUACUCUUGGGAAUUAUUUACUGUGACGCAGACUAUUUCAAUACAUAUGAUUAUUUGGAACUAGCCUCAAGGUGGCCAGACACCUAUUGCUUGACACAUGAAGGCACUUGCAGGGACAAAGUGCCCCAAAAUUUCACUAUUAGCUAUAUUCGUCCUAAGAAAAGGGGAGGACCUGAUCUGGAAAAUUGUCCCACAGCAUAUCCUCUGCUAAAUAGCACUAUCGAGGCAAACAAAAAUGACUUGCUCAAGUUCUGGCCUGAUCUGACAACUGAUAACUUUCAAGAGAGCAAGGCAAUGUGGAAUGACCAGUGGAAAAUGUACGGGUCGUGCUUUAAUAUGAGGCCAGAUGAAUUUAUUCAGUACGCACUGAACAGCAGAAAGAGAAGUGAUAUAAAGAAAAUCUUGGCAAGGGCAGGUAUUGUUCCAAAUGGGCUUCAGUAUCCACCGCGUAGGAUACUGCAAGUUUUCAAGAAAGCUCUGGGUGUCAAUGUGGACAUAGUCUGUGAGGAAGAUAGAAGUGGGAACAUUUAUCUCGCAGAGGUCCAUGAAUGUGUUGAUUACUAUGGAACAACGCCUAUAGACUGUUACAAUAAGGCAAGAGGAUGUGACGAUUACCCCAUCUAUCCCAAUAUGGGAUUUGUUUCGCCAAAUAAAGAUCCCAAGUAGAUAACUACAUGCAAUUGCAGUCCCCUUGUAUUUGAGUCCCAAAAUAAGUAUAUGUACAAAAUAAGGGGUUCGAAAUCUAUGUUAAGGAAAUAGUUUAU
Gastrolobium bilobum is the source of this 823-nucleotide messenger RNA. Its product is annotated as ribonuclease S-2-like. Gene Ontology annotation, molecular function: RNA binding; ribonuclease T2 activity. NCBI's taxonomy places the organism in Eukaryota, Viridiplantae, Streptophyta, Magnoliopsida, Fabales, Fabaceae. The coding region runs from base 30 to 725 and encodes 231 amino acids. Gene Ontology annotation, biological process: RNA catabolic process. Gene Ontology annotation, cellular component: extracellular region. The transcript is spliced from 3 exons. The record is from RefSeq and is a predicted model, not a curated record.